This is a messenger RNA of Kockovaella imperatae, 1607 nucleotides long. Its product is annotated as mitochondrial ribosomal death-associated protein 3-domain-containing protein. The transcript has 8 exons. Gene Ontology annotation, molecular function: structural constituent of ribosome. NCBI's taxonomy places the organism in Eukaryota, Fungi, Basidiomycota, Tremellomycetes, Tremellales, Cuniculitremaceae. Gene Ontology annotation, cellular component: mitochondrial small ribosomal subunit. Bases 331 to 1587 code for a protein of 418 amino acids. The record is from RefSeq and is a predicted model, not a curated record.
AGUGUAUUUAUCUGGUGGCAUUUUCUCCCAAAAUAUCCGAGACUGCCAGGCUGUCUGUAUCACACAUAUACUGCUGCAUUCGACUGACAGUUCUCACACAUCAUCCACCAUGGCGUCGAGAUCUCUGGCAUUCAGGAGUCUGGCUCCUAUAGCUGGGUCCUCGAGGACUUUCGCAUCUACAAACGCCAUGCAUGCCGGCGCCGGUAGCGUUGGGCAGAAGAAAACGAAUGGUGAGUUCAGGACAAGGUGUUUUGAAGACUUGCCUUGGAUGUCGUUCCCCGGCCCAACGGCCUUUACUUCUUAUGAUCGCAUCUCUUCCCAUAGCACUAUAUGGCAGGGUCGCCUGUAUUGCCCGUCCUCGGCAUUCGUAACGUCCAGAGCUCUCAGCUAAGCUUCCUCUUCAGCCGCCGCCAAACCACAGGUCAAAAAGAAGACCGUUCUAACAAAGAACAGACCCGAGCGAGAGGUUAUGAGUGGUGGAGGAGGAGGAGGCUCCGGAACAAAGGAGUAGUCGAAUUCAGUCCUGAACGUCUGAUGGAGGACAAUGUCGGGCUGCCGACUCUAUUUCCCGUCUCUACACUUGGAGAACUCAAACCGUUCGGCCUGCCUAGGCAACUGGACAAGGAGUUGACGAGCUAUGGUCCUCCUGCAUCGGUCGUGAGAUAUGCGACACUGGGUAUGAAGCAUAUUUUAGAAAGCGGCGCAUCGCAAUCCUCCGAGGAAGCUCGAUACCUCCUCACCGGACACCGUGGGAGUGGCAAGAGCUUCUUACUUCUUCAGACAGUCUGUCAGGCCCUGGUCAAUAAUUGGAUCGUACUAUACUUCCCGAGAACCGGCGCAUGGAUCGACAGCACCUUUUCCUACGAAUACAAUGCAGAAUCUCAGACCUUCCAUCAACCGUCCUUAGCUUUGCACAUCCUUCAAACCAUAGCCUCAGUUAAUGGUUCUGAACUCUCGAAGAUUCCCUCACCGAAUAAGGACGGGACGCUGGCCGAUUUCAUCCGUAAAAUCAAGAAGGAAGAGCACGCUGUCAAAGGCCUGGAACAGGUCAUGACGGCGCUCGCAUCUCAGACUCAAGUCCCUGUCCUCUUGGCCAUGGAUGACGCGCAUACCUUAUUCGCCACGAGUAAAUACCGCUCACCAGAUUACGAAAAGUUGCGGUCGUACCACAUGUCUACUCCUCUCCUCAUGUUGGAUUACCUCACAGCGAGAAAGACAUUUAAUCGCGGAAUGGUUAUCUCUGCCCUGUCCUACUCUGAUACUGUCUUCUAUCCCAGUCUGUCACUCGAACAUGGUCUAGGCCUCGAAUCGGACCGUCAUCUCGACCCGUAUGACACGAUCGACCCUACGCACUAUGCUCAUGCCACGUCGGGUAUCAAGAAGAUUCAUUUGCCGUACGGCAUGUCCACAAAGGAGGCUGCUGGCAUGUUUGAAAUUUGGUCACGUAAAGGAAUUGUCAGGAGAUCAACGGACGAGACUUUCAUGGGAACCUUUGCGGCCGCUGCUGGGAAUCCCAAAGAGAUGAGGAGAGGCGUUCAUCUGACUAUCCAAGCCUAUAAUUAUUCUCCUGCGGGUCUCCAUGAAUGAUCACGGUCAUGCAUCAGGCC